AUGAUUUCUGCUGCUGCUGAUCGCCUACGGCGAGCGUCACAGACUCCCGAGAUUACCGGAAAUUCUCCGAAGAAUCUAGACGAGACAUUAAUUAGCCUUGCCUCGCCCGCCCGUCCCGGGACACCAGGCGGGCCUCGCCCGCCCGUCCCGGGACACCUGGCGGGCCUCGCCAGCCCGUCCCGGGGUGGGACACCUGGCGGGCCUCCCCCGCCCGUUCCCGGGGGACACCAUGGCGGGCCCCCCUCCCCCCCCGCCCGUCCCGGGAAACCAGGCGGGCCUCGCCCGCCCCUCCCCUGGGACACCAGGCAGGGCCUCAACCCGCCCCUCCUGGGACACCUGGCGGGCCACGCCCAGCCCCUCCCGGACACCUGGCGGGCCAGGGCCACGCCCGCCCGUCCCGGGACACCAGGCGGCCCUCGCCCCCACGUCCCGGGACGGACCUGGCAGGCCUCGCCCGCCCGUCCCGGGACACCUGGCGGGCCCUCGCCUACCCGUCCCGGGACACCUGGCGGGCCCUCGCCCUCCCGUCCCGGGACACCUGGGCGGGCCCGCGCCCGCCCGCCCUCCCGGGAAACCUGGCGGGCCUCGCCCGCCCUUCCGGGACGGGAACACCUGGCGGGGCUCGCCCGCCCGUCCCGGGACACCUGGCGGGGCCUCGCCCGCCUGUCCCCGGACACCUGGCGGGCCUUGCCCACCCGUCCCCGGGACACCAGGCGGGCCUCGCCCCCCCCGUCCCGUGACACCAGGCGGGCCUCGCCCCCCCGUCCCGGGACACCGGGGGGCCUCCCGCCCCACCUGGGGGGCCUCGCCGCCCACCCCGGGACACCAGGCAGGCCUCGCCCGCCCGUCCCGGGACACCUGGCGGGCCUCGCCUGCCCGUCCCGUGACACCUGGCGGGCCGCGCCCGCCCAUCCCGGGACACCAGGCGGGCCUCGCCCGCCCGUCCCGCGACACCUGGCGGGCCGCACCCGCCCGUGCCCGGGACACCUGGCGGGCCGCGCCCGCCCGUCCCGACCCUGGCGGGCCGUGCCCGCCCGUCCCGGGACACCUGGCGGGCCGCGCCCGCCCGUCCCGGGACACCUGGCGGGGCAGCGCCCCGCCCACGCCCGGGUCCCGGGACACCUGGCGGGCCUCGACCCGCCCGUCCCGGGGACACAUGGCGGGCCGCCCCCGCCCGCCCGUCCCGGGACACCUGGCGGGCCGCGCCCGCCCGUCCGGGACACCUGGACGGGCUCGCCCCGCCCGUCACGGGUACACCUGGCGGGACGCGCCCGCCCGUCCCACCGGGUACACGGGGGGCCCUCCGGGGGGCCUGGCGCCCUCCCGCCCACGUCCCGGCGGGCCCUCGCCCAGCCCGUCCCGGGGACGGCGGGCCGCGCCCCCGCCGUCCCGGGACACCGGGGGGGGCCGGCCGCGCCCCGCCCGUCCCGGGACACGCCGCCCGCCCGACACCCGGCGGGCCGCGCCCGCCCGUCCCGGGACACCCGGCGGGCUUUCUUUUUUUUCCCGCCUCGUCCCGGGGAACACCGGGGGGUGGGGCCCCCGGGCUCGCCCCCGCCCGUCCCGGUGAACCCCGCGGGCCUGCGCCCGCCCCGUCCCGGGACACCCCUGCGGGCCUCGCCCCGCCCGUCCCGUGACAACCGGCGGGCAGGCGCCCGCCCGUCCCGGGACACCCCCGGGCGGGCCUCGCCCGCCCGUCCCGUGACACCUGGCGGGCCCGCGCCCGCCCUUCCCGGGACACCCCGGCGGGCCCUCGCCCGCCCGGCCCGUGACACCUGGCGGGUCCCGCCCUCCCACACCUCACCGUCCCGACACCUGGCGGGCCUCGCCCGCCCGUCCCGGGGGACACCUGGGGCGGGCCGCCCGCCCGUCCCGGGGACACCUGGCGGGCCGCGCCCGGCCCCGUCCCGGGACACCGGGCGGGGGGGGGGGGGGGGGGCGGGCGCGCCCGCCCGUCCGGGACACCUGGCGGGGCUCGGCCCCGCCCCAUCCCGGGACACCGGCGGGCUCGCCCGCCCGGUCCCGUGA
Macrobrachium nipponense is the source of this 2028-nucleotide messenger RNA. RefSeq names its product basic proline-rich protein-like. The record is from RefSeq and is a predicted model, not a curated record. The coding region runs from base 1 to 2028 and encodes 675 amino acids. Lineage: Eukaryota; Metazoa; Arthropoda; Malacostraca; Decapoda; Palaemonidae. The transcript has 2 exons.